Messenger RNA from Prorocentrum cordatum, 491 nucleotides. The record is from the annotation of a GenBank genome assembly. Lineage: Eukaryota; Dinophyceae; Prorocentrales; Prorocentraceae.
GAGUCCGAGCGAUCACCGUCAUAGACGAGUUCGAGUGGGGGCAGGGGUGCAUCUUCGCGGUCACGAAGCACGAGAGGCCUGAGGUGCAGGAGGGGAAGGCUUGCAGCACGAUGUGCGACUGGAUGUGGCCCGCGUUCUGGUUUUUGGCGGACAGCUGUGCGGGCGAACGCGUGUGCGGGCUCGGGGGCUCCCUGGAUGUGGAGACCAAGCCUGGGCGGAAUCUCGAUUUGACGGUCGCGGGCGGCACCCCGCUGAGGUGCUGCGGCUCGAAGACGGUGGCGCUCUACAUUGCGGGGGGCAGACGGGUCAUCGUGGAGUUCCAGGUCACCGAUGUGAAGCUGCCGAUCAUGAGCGUGGGGAAGUGCUGCAGCAGAAUGGAGGACAGGGUCGCGUGGUGCGACGGCGAGGGCGGCUUGCUGCAGCGCGAGGCGGCAGGCCUGGUGAAACUCGCGAAGAGAACCAAUCACUAUGCGCUGGAGUGCUGGACAAAG